ACGUUGUCCUGCUCUUCUUUACGUCACCAAGCGUUAGCAGGAAGCCCUGAAACCAAGGCUUCAACAUGGCGGAAUACACACAUCCACAGGGCGAAGAAGCUACUGAGGUGAUGCCAGAGCUCUCUUGCGACGAUGAUGACAACACUGAAGAUGAUGAAGAACAGUGGCAGUGGAUGGAGGAAGACAGUCAGCAAGUUGCUUGUCUGUUUUGUGACAGGCUGCUGAGUUCUGUGCCUGCCACCCUGCAGCACUGCACAGCUGAGCACCACGUCAACCUUGUAGACAUAAUAAGGAAACACAAUUUAGAUAACUAUGGUUAUAUAAAGAUGAUCAACUUCGUACGGUCAACAAAAUGUGAGCCAUCAUGUCUGACCGGGCUGCCAGAUGCUCCUUUACCCUGGGAGAGCGAAGACUUCCUGCGGCCGGUCCUACAGGACGACCUCUUGCUGCAGACAGACCCUGAGGAGCUUUGUGACAAUGAGGGGUUGAGGGUGUUAGCGUGCCCGCUGUCUGGGGCUGAAUCCCAUGAUGCUCUGCUGCAGAGGGCACGGACCAUGGAGGAGAGAGCUCUUCGCUCAGAAGAGGCGCUGGCCAGAGCCAUGGAUGACCUGCACAAACUGAAGCUGCUGGCUCAGGGGUUGGUGCUGAACACAGAAAGUAGCAGAUCUAGUAACCUGGGCAGUGUGGCAGAGCUCCGAGAAGAUGAGGACGAAGCCUACUUCAGCUCCUACAGCCAUUAUGGCAUUCACGAGGAGAUGCUGAAGCCUCAGGAGGGGCCGAGAACACGUGAUGGGAGCUUUGCGGUAGAAUGUGGUCAACUCUUUGAAGUGCAUCACCUACGUAUGACGCACUCUGCGAGAAAAGUGCGCACAGAGAGUUACCGUGACUUCAUGUACAGCAACCCAGAUGUGUUCAAAAACAAGGUGGUGCUUGAUGUGGGCUGUGGGACUGGUAUACUGUCCAUGUUUGCUGCCAGAGCUGGGGCCAAGGAGGUUAUAUCAGUCGACCAAUCAGAUAUCAUCUAUCAGGCCAUGGACAUAGUCAGGUCCAACCACCUGGAGGACAAGAUCACUCUGAUCAAAGGCCGCGUGGAAGACAUCAGCCUCCCUGUGGAGAAGGUGGACAUCAUCAUCUCAGAAUGGAUGGGUUACUUCUUGCUGUUUGAGUCUAUGUUGGACUCAGUCCUGUAUGCAAGAGACCGCUACUUGGCGGAUGGUGGCUCAGUCUAUCCAGACCUUUGUAACAUCAGCCUGGCAGCAGUGGGAGACACAGAGAAGCACCAAGACCAUAUUGGAUUCUGGGAUGAUGUCUAUGGCUUCAACAUGAUGUGCAUGAAGAAGGCUGUGGUGCCUGAGGCGUUGGUGGAAGUGGUGAAAGCAGACACCCUCAUCUCUGAUCCCACAGUCAUACAGACAUUUGACUGCAACAGAGUGAGUGUGUGUGAGCUGGAGUUUGCGACAGAUUUCUACUUGAAGAUAAAAAACACUACAGACUGCACGGCAAUUGUCGGCUACUUUGACAUAUUCUUUGACAAAGAUUCCAGCAACAAGGUGACCUUCUCCACGGGGCCUCAGGUCACAAGGACACACUGGAAACAGACUGUCUUCCUACUGGAGAGGCCUGUAUCUGUCCAAGCAGGGGAGGAGCUCCAGGGAAAGAUCACGGUGCGUAAAAACAAGAAGGAUCCCCGCUCACUGUUGGUCACCUUUGACCUCCGAGACAGAAAGCAGACUUACAGCCUGCAAUAGCGGCUGCCAUCACACGGUGCAACAUUCAGCUGAUAUGGCCCACGUUUUUUACUGACCACUCAUGUGUUCACAACAUGGGAGUAGUUUAGACAUAAACUCUUGAUUUUGAUGUUUCAAAUGUUAGGAUUGAGCCCUGUGAUGGACUAUAAGCAGUAUAGAUAAUGGAUGGAUGUAUAGAUGGAAAGGUUUGGAUUGUUUCUGUGUCUUGUAAUAAAGAAAUAAAUAAAACUGCAUGAAAUUUU
Molecule: messenger RNA, 1990 nt
Organism: Monopterus albus (swamp eel)
Lineage: Eukaryota; Metazoa; Chordata; Actinopteri; Synbranchiformes; Synbranchidae
Gene: prmt3
Product: protein arginine methyltransferase 3
Exons: 17
Coding region: 66-1748 (560 amino acids)
Biological process (GO): peptidyl-arginine methylation, to asymmetrical-dimethyl arginine; chromatin remodeling
Cellular component (GO): nucleus
Molecular function (GO): protein-arginine N-methyltransferase activity; histone methyltransferase activity
Source: RefSeq, a predicted model, not a curated record